AGCUAACGUUUUUUUUUUUUUAAUGUCGUCAUCUUUUUGCGACUACGCUUUCACAUCUUCAGGAAGUGAGUUCAACGGGUAAAGAAAAACUGGGGUAUUUAAAAUAUACGUCUUCAAUUUUCCUUUGGACCUUAAUUUGGAUCCUGUUUACUUUGAUAGCGAAGGCAUCUAUUGAUUUGCUAAGAAGAUAACUAUACGAUGUCGGGAAGCUUUUACUUUGUUAUGGUCGGUCAUCAUGACAAUCCUGUGUUUGAGAUGGAGUUUUUACCUACCGGGAAAUCUGAAUCAAAGGACGACCAUCGUCACCUCAACCAGUUCAUCGCACACGCUGCCCUAGACUUGGUGGACGAGAACAUGUGGCUGUCCAACAGCAUGUACCUAAAAACUGUGGACAAGUUCAACGAGUGGUUUGUCUCGGCCUUCGUCACAGCAGGACAAAUAAGAUUCAUCAUGCUGCACGACGUUCGACAAGAAGAUGGAAUCAAGAACUUUUUUAACGAUGUGUAUGAUUUAUACAUUAAGUUUGCAAUGAAUCCUUUCUAUGAAAUCAACGCCCCGAUUCGCUCGACUGCAUUUGAGCGAAAAGUCCAGUUUCUUGGAAAGAAACAUCUCCUAAGUUAAUCAUGCCACACCAAGAUCUGAACGUAUUCUUCUCAUUGUAUAUAUAAAAAUCUAAAAAUGCUUGUCUGUUCUUUUUCUGUAGCAUUAAAUAAAAAAUAUGGCUAAAAGAAA
Poecilia latipinna (sailfin molly) is the source of this 732-nucleotide messenger RNA. It is a transcript of the gene trappc2, whose product is annotated as trafficking protein particle complex subunit 2. The coding region runs from base 199 to 621 and encodes 140 amino acids. The transcript is spliced from 5 exons. The record is from RefSeq and is a predicted model, not a curated record. NCBI's taxonomy places the organism in Eukaryota, Metazoa, Chordata, Actinopteri, Cyprinodontiformes, Poeciliidae. Gene Ontology annotation, biological process: endoplasmic reticulum to Golgi vesicle-mediated transport.